GUCUAGGCGGCGCAUGACAAUUCACAGAUCCUUUCAACAUUAGAACAGAAUGAUUGAAUUAGUUUGAGGAGUUUAGGUCGUUUAUAGAUCGAAUAAACUGCGCCGCGCCAGGCAUACAUUCGUGAAUAAACAGGAUAUUCAUUUACGCUGUCAGAAGAACUAUCAACGAAGCCAACUAAUAAACAAUAAAAAGGUCCUGAAUGAAAUGCAGUGUCUAAAGUUAGAACUGUGAGAGUGAAGUUUCUGGUGGAAAUUGGCCAUCCAAAGAUAACCUGCUGAAAAUCCAAGACUGUAGGUAGCAUCUGGUAGAUUGGUAGGUAGGUAGCUAAUACUGAACUAUAUGCAAUGCUUCACAAAUACAGACAGAUUGGCUUUGGGUAAAUUAUGGACUAUACAGCUCAUGAUAAAACCACAUGGUCAUGUAGAAGAUGUUCAUUGAAUAGGGGAGUUCUAAGAAUGCAGAUAAGGGGACUUUAAAUGGCUCCUCUGUCUUUGAAAUUGACUCAUCUGAGCACAACGAGUUCCUUGGCUUUUGAUCAGAGCAGAAUCCACAACUAAUGAACCCACAUACCUCUCUUUGUAUUCCAGUGUGCCCACUACUGUGAUGGGAUGAUCAUAUCCUCCACGUUUGUUAUGUAUACCCUUUAUGGCCCAUAUCCAUCAUCCAAUGAAGACUGUGCUUUUUGGGCAUCAUUAAAUGCACUUUCUGGUCUAUGCAUUUUUACCCUACUAUUUCAACAGUGUCAAGUUCUCCACAUCCAUGUUGCUUAGCAACUGAGUACUCAUGCAUCUGGAAUGGAGAACAAAACCAAUGGAUCAGUGGAAGCCAAGCCUAAGGUGGAGAACGGACAGCUGCCGGAUCCUGCUGACUGGGCGGUUACUGAUGUCGUUAACUAUUUCAAAGCUGCAGGAUUUGAAGAGCAGGCCACUGCUUUCCAGGACCAGGAAAUCGAUGGAAAGUCUCUGCUUCUGAUGACGCGGAACGAUGUCCUGACAGGCCUGUCCAUCAAACUGGGGCCAGCACUGAAGAUCUACGAGUACCAUGUGAAGCCACUCCAGACCCAGCAUCUGAAGAGUAAUGCUAAUGCAUCAUAGCAUCACCCCAUGCUCUUCCAUGUGCAACAGGACAGUCAUCUAUGGAGGAGGGUUGAGAGGCUGGACGGACAGACCAGGCCGAAGACGUUUAUGGACAGCAGAAGAUGUUGGUGCUUAGAAAACUUAUUUGCAUCCUUAUGCAAAGUCAAUGUUCUUUUACUUGAAGUGAUGACCGAUGCCAAAUGGUUUACGCCGUGAAAUUAAUUUACAAAGACAUGGCAGUGAUCAUACAGUUUUUAGUUAACUGAGUGAUGAUAUUCGUUUAUGAAAGUAAGGACUUGAUUCCUUUAUUUGAAUAAAAUUAUUUUACAGGUCUUAAAGUACACUGUACAGGUUUUUUUUUCCUUCUGAGUUAGUUUAAAAAUAUUCUAAUCAAGCAUGCUACUGAAGUGGAUUCAACCGAAUUGGUUAAUUUAGGGGACAGUCCUUUUCAGAUGGACGCAAAGGUGCACUAAAUGUCUGACCUGCUGAUAAAUGUCUUAACCUUGUCUUGAUAUUUUCAUUAUAUACGAACUUUUGAACACGGUUUUGAUUUCAGAAAAAAUUGCAUGGUAAUUAGUUGGAGGAAAUGUGUUUGAACCAUAGUCUUAGAAUUACUGUUUCUCCAUCACUGAAUUUUUUCCCUAAUGAGCCACUAUGAAUAUUAGAUGAUCAAAUCAGUAUCUUUAAGCAUCAUGUACAUCAAUUCUCUAUUUAAAGUGAUGCUCUGGGAACUUUAUAAUUUCAGCCUGUAGUUUUUAAAGUGGUGCUUACAAGCCAAAACGGGUCCCCGUUUGUGUACCAUGUCACCCAUUUCAUAUGAUAUGUUAAGAAUUUGUGCUUAAGAUCCCAGACUGUAUAUUUAAGCACUUGGGGGUGGGGAAUAUAGGUUAAUAAGUGUUCUUUGAUUUCCUUAUUUACCAUAUUCUUUCAUCUUAAAAGGGUGGCUUUUUUUAUUGUUUUGGAUAUGGAUGUUUUUAUCAAAAGUAGUACUUUCCCUUUUGUAUUGUUAAGGUGCUCUGUUUGCAUUCUGUUAUGAAAUAAACUACUUGCAUCUAAUGAUUUGAGAUACCACUCAGUCUGACCAAAGAACAAUUAGCAAACAAUCAUGUAGAGAAAGAAGAAUGUUUUAAUUUCUAAAUACAAAAAGUCAACAAUGAAUAAAAUAGAAAAAAAGGCACAAUAAUUUACUUGAAAACCAUCCUGUGCCAUGAAAAAUAAACCUGUAAUCAUUUCCUUUAAGGUGGUUUGCUGAAAAUAGAUGGCAAGUCUUCCUUACAUGAUUUCUGAAAUGCUAUUCUACACUUCAUGAGAUUCUGUGGCAGUGGAAUGCCAUGAGAAAUGAAUAGCAGUGUUGAGGUCAACUUUUUCCCUGUAGCAUCGAAACGAAGGCC
This is a messenger RNA of Salmo salar (Atlantic salmon), 2468 nucleotides long. Lineage: Eukaryota; Metazoa; Chordata; Actinopteri; Salmoniformes; Salmonidae. The record is from RefSeq and is a predicted model, not a curated record.